AUGCCUUUCAUCGCCCCAAACCGAGGAUAUCUCCCAGACGGGUCUGACCCCAACGAUAAGCCAUACUACUACCUCGGAUCGGGAUGGGACCCCAAGAAAACAAAGUCCGUCGACCUAACCAGGCACUAUUCCAACGCCCCUGUCUAUGAUCAAAUGGACACUGAUUCAUGUGUCGGCAAUACCACGGCCGCCGCUCUCUGGUAUGUUGCCAACAAGAGCCCUGGCAAGCUAUCGCUUGACCCAUCCCGUCACUUCAUCUGCUACAACACUCGUGCUCUUGAAGCCAUGGCCGACAACAAGGACAUGAAGCAAUGA
Sordaria macrospora k-hell is the source of this 315-nucleotide messenger RNA. RefSeq lists its product as uncharacterized. NCBI's taxonomy places the organism in Eukaryota, Fungi, Ascomycota, Sordariomycetes, Sordariales, Sordariaceae. The record is from RefSeq and is a predicted model, not a curated record.